Molecule: messenger RNA, 1019 nt
Organism: Mercenaria mercenaria
Lineage: Eukaryota; Metazoa; Mollusca; Bivalvia; Venerida; Veneridae
Exons: 3
Coding region: 228-1019 (263 amino acids)
Source: RefSeq, a predicted model, not a curated record
AUUGAUUAUAGUGGCAAAUAUUGUGCAUUUAUCAAUCUAAAAUAUAAAUAAUCUAAGCGUUUAGUUUUUUCAUUAGACGAAGUCAUAAAAUAUAAAUGAUGAUAAAUGAGAUAUCUUAACUUUUCUACUACGUCGGUGAUAUCCUCCGCAUAGUAAUGUAACGUUGUGUCUUAUCAUAUUAUUCAUUUCUGUCAGUGGAUCUAUUGUAGACAGAUUGUUAAACAGACAUGCACCAGUUUGCUUUCGUUGUGUGUCUCUCGGUUUUAAAUCUGGUAGGUGCCUGUGUAGAUUACACGGAAUGCACUCUACCUGAUGGAAAGGUGGGGAUGUGUUACAACGAGAUGUGUGUAGGACAAGUCGACGAUGCUGUAAGAGAGAAUCUGACAUUCACAAUCAUAGUGAAAUAUCCGGAGUCCAUUUUACGGAACCAUGGACGAACAACAUUAUACAUCAGAGGCAAUGGGCUCUGUCUAAAAUGGAACAAGGGUAAACGUCUUUCAAAGAUUGGUUAUGAUACAUGGGGGAUAAACAUCACAUAUAAAUCAGUUGUAACCAAAUAUCAAUCUCAAACACGUUCAAAACCCAUCUAUCUUCCUGGCAAUAAGCUUCAGUAUCGUGUACUGGCGGACGACUACGACGAUAUGGUGGGUGCUAACUUUUACAUUAACUUUCCAGUAUCUAAAACUUCUCUGUACUUUUUGGAGAAACCUGUCUUCAUUUCAUACCCAUGGUUUUACCAGAAAACAGGCGCCAUCAGUAGUUUUUUGAUAAAUUCUACAUACAUUGGCAAAGAGAGAAAUGUAACGAUGUAUACACCUCCUAGUUUCAAUGAAAAUACAUAUAAAACUUAUCCUGUGGUAUUCGUUCUGGAUCUCAAUCUACAUUUUGCUAAAUACUUCAAGAAAAAUUUAGAAGGUCCAAUUUAUCCGCAUGCAGUGUCAGAAGAGUAUACAAUAAUAGGGUUUGGUGAUUACAGAAAUGGCGGAAAAGAAAGGUUUGAUCUCCUGACACCAAUCUGA